AAGGAGGGCACGCACACCAUGAAGGCAUGGUGGCGGAGGCACGGCACCGACCACCCCUUGCUCACGGCACUUGCGCGCCGUGUGCUGACACAGCCUGUGUCGGCUGCCUCCUGUGAGCGCAACUGGGCGGUGUGGGAUGCUAUCCACACCGCCCGGCGCAACAGGUUGGGGUCUCAGAAGCUGUCGGAUUUGGUGUAUGUUGCGCACAACUGGAACGUUGAGCAUGAUGAUGUGGUGGAGGUAGAGUGUGCUUCAGUGGAAGAUGGAGGUACUUGGAGUGUGUAGAGGUUGUUGGCGGUCAGUAUGAAGCGUGCAAGGAGGGCAUUGUUGGUGGGAUCAAGGAGAUCACAAUGAUUGGAAUGAGCUGGGAAGAUAGUGGUUACCCCUGCUCGUUGAAUCUCAUGUUGUGCAAGUAAGUUGUGCCGAAGAGUGGGCACGCAUAGGCCAGUGACUGUGCCAGAUGGGA
Molecule: messenger RNA, 466 nt
Organism: Closterium sp. NIES-67
Lineage: Eukaryota; Viridiplantae; Streptophyta; Zygnematophyceae; Desmidiales; Closteriaceae
Source: the annotation of a GenBank genome assembly